CGGCUACAGCACUGAAGUUCAACCUAUCGAAGCUUAUCCACCGCUAGCUCGUCUUUUGGUGAUUUUGCGAUUUUGGACCGAUUUUUCAGAAAGCAUUGCAGCCGAACCCCGAGUGUCCAAUUAGCCGAUUUCUACGUUUAAGUUACAAAGUUCAACUACUACUAGUUUACCAUGGCAGAUUCAAAGGGUGAUGAUCUGGCUACGGCGAUUUUGAAGCGCAAGGACCGUCCUAACCGUUUGAUUGUGGAGGAGGCCCAGAACGAUGACAACUCUGUGGUGUCGCUGUCGCAGGCGAAGAUGGACGAGCUGCAGCUCUUCCGUGGUGACACCGUGAUUCUGAAGGGCAAGCGCCGCAAGGAGACAGUCUGCAUCGUGCUCUCGGACGAUACCUGCCCCGAUGAGAAGAUCCGCAUGAACCGAGUGGUGCGCAACAACCUGUGCGUCCAUCUCUCUGAUGUUGUGUCGGUGCAGUCCUGCCCGGACGUCAAGUACGGAAAAAGAGUCCGUAUCCUGCCCAUCGAUGACACCACCGAAGGCGUUACCGGUAACCUUUUCGAGAUCUAUCUGAAGCCCUACUUCCUCGAGGCCUACCGUCCAAUCCACAUGGGCGACAACUUCAUUGUGCGCGCCGCCAUGCGUCCCAUUGAGUUUAAGGUGAUGCUCACUGAGCCCGAGCCGUACUGCAUUGUCGCCCCCGAGACGGUUAUCUUCUGUGAUGGUGAUCCCAUCAAGCGUGAGGAGGAGGAAGAGUCUCUGAAUGCCGUGGGCUACGACGACAUUGGUGGCUGCCGCAAGCAGUUGGCCCAGAUUAAAGAGAUGGUGGAGCUGCCCCUCCGUCACCCGUCGCUGUUCAAGGCUAUUGGUGUGAAGCCGCCGCGCGGUAUCCUCAUGUACGGACCUCCCGGUACGGGAAAGACCCUGAUCGCUCGGGCCGUCGCCAACGAGACUGGCGCCUUUUUCUUCUUGAUCAACGGACCCGAAAUCAUGUCCAAGCUGGCCGGCGAGUCAGAGUCCAAUUUGCGUAAAGCUUUCGAAGAGGCCGAGAAGAACUCUCCCGCCAUCAUCUUCAUCGAUGAGAUCGACGCCAUUGCUCCCAAGCGUGACAAGACCCACGGCGAGGUGGAGCGCCGCAUCGUGUCGCAGCUGCUGACCUUGAUGGACGGCAUGAAGAAGAGCUCUCACCUGAUCGUGAUGGCGGCCACCAACAGGCCCAACUCCAUUGACCCGGCUCUGCGUCGCUUUGGACGCUUCGACCGUGAGAUCGACAUUGGCAUUCCCGAUGCCACCGGUCGCUUGGAAGUUCUGCGAAUUCACACCAAGAACAUGAAGCUGCACGAGGACGUCGAUCUUGAGCAGAUUGCCGCCGAAACCCACGGACAUGUGGGUGCUGAUCUGGCCUCGCUGUGCUCGGAGGCAGCUCUCCAGCAGAUCCGUGAGAAGAUGGACCUCAUCGACUUGGAGGACGACAAGAUCGACGCCGAGGUUCUGGCCUCUCUGGCCGUGACCAUGGAGAACUUCCGGUAUGCCAUGACCAAGUCCAGCCCAUCGGCACUGCGUGAGACGGUGGUUGAGGUGCCCAACACCACCUGGUCGGACAUCGGUGGUCUCGAGAGCGUGAAGAAGGAGCUGCAGGAGCUAGUGCAGUACCCGGUGGAGCAUCCCGACAAGUUCUUGAAGUUCGGAAUGCAGCCCAGUCGCGGUGUCCUGUUCUACGGACCCCCCGGUUGCGGUAAGACCCUGCUGGCCAAGGCCAUCGCCAACGAGUGCCAGGCGAACUUCAUCUCGGUGAAGGGACCCGAGCUGCUGACCAUGUGGUUCGGCGAGUCCGAGGCCAAUGUGCGCGACAUCUUCGACAAGGCCCGCUCUGCGGCCCCCUGUGUGCUCUUCUUCGAUGAGUUGGACUCGAUCGCCAAGGCACGUGGCGGCAACAUGGGCGAUGCUGGUGGUGCUGCCGAUCGUGUGAUCAACCAGAUCCUCACUGAGAUGGACGGCAUGGGAGCCAAGAAGAAUGUGUUCAUCAUUGGCGCCACCAAUCGGCCCGACAUCAUCGAUCCGGCCAUCUUGCGUCCUGGUCGUCUGGAUCAGCUGAUCUACAUCCCGCUGCCCGACGACAAGUCGCGCGAGGCUAUCCUGAAGGCCAACCUGCGCAAGUCGCCGCUGGCCAAGGAGGUGGACCUGACCUACAUCGCCAAGGUGACUCAGGGCUUCUCGGGUGCCGAUCUGACUGAGAUUUGCCAGCGCGCCUGCAAACUGGCCAUCCGUCAGGCCAUCGAGGCAGAGAUUCGUCGCGAGAAGGAGCGCUCCGAGAACCAGAACUCUGCGAUGGACAUGGACGAGGACGAUCCAGUGCCGGAGAUCACUAGCGCUCACUUCGAGGAGGCCAUGAAGUUUGCUCGCCGUUCGGUGUCCGAUAAUGACAUCAGGAAAUACGAGAUGUUUGCUCAAACUCUGCAGCAGUCUCGUGGCUUUGGACAGAACUUCAGAUUCCCGGGUCAAGCCGCCAACACCUCAGGGUCUGGCAACAACAUGCCAGUUAACUCGCCAGGAGACAAUGGCGACGAUGAUCUUUACAGUUAGAUUUCUAGUUUAUACACUGCUAAAAAACCACAAAAGAAAGAAGAAACAAAAAGCAGAAACUUUUUAAAUGAAUUUUUCCCAGAAAACAGAAAAGAAACAAAAGAAAGAAAACCGAGCAAGCAAACAAAUUACAUUCGCAUCCUGGAGGCGGCAACCACAGCAACCAAUCCAAGGCUAAGGCAUUCUGGCUAAGGCAAAGGAAUCGGAUCAAUAUAUACCCAAAACCAAUAAUACAAUAAUCGUCAUUUUGAUACCAACACACUGGUCUUGGUCAAGGCAAGAUAGCAACCUUGUUUUGGAUUAGGCCAGCCUAAUCCGGAACCACAUCCAUUGGCGAAUCCCAAACCACGCCUCACACUUAUCAUUCGUGCAUUGUCGGUAGAGCGGCUCCGAUAUGAGUUUCUAUAAACAUAAUUAUAAACGAUACACAUACACACAUACAUUUAAAGAUAAAAACAUAUAUUAAACACCGUAAAAUUAUAAGUGUAUUUGGAGCUACGUUUUUAAGUGAAUAAAAAUUAUAAAUUCAAUAAA
Drosophila bipectinata is the source of this 3111-nucleotide messenger RNA. It is a transcript of the gene TER94, whose product is annotated as Transitional endoplasmic reticulum ATPase TER94. Gene Ontology annotation, biological process: retrograde protein transport, ER to cytosol; autophagosome maturation; mitotic spindle disassembly. The record is from RefSeq and is a predicted model, not a curated record. Gene Ontology annotation, cellular component: cytosol; nucleus; VCP-NPL4-UFD1 AAA ATPase complex. Lineage: Eukaryota; Metazoa; Arthropoda; Insecta; Diptera; Drosophilidae. Gene Ontology annotation, molecular function: ATP hydrolysis activity; ATP binding; polyubiquitin modification-dependent protein binding.